AUGGUUCUCCUUUCGUCUAAAACGCUCAUUCAGGCGCAUGCCGUGUUUAUGGUUGUCAUCGCCGGGUAUCUCAUUAAAAGCCCAGAAAAGAUCACGGACUCCAACAUCGUGUUUAUGAUGGGAGAAACCUUGAGAGUCGACUUCCCUCCUUCCACAAGUCCCCUGACCUCCCCCUUCGUGUUCUGUGCCAUUUUCAUCUUCACCGAAGCCUUGGUCGACAUCUUCCUUCUAGCCAGCCUGCCCUUCGAUGCAUUGGACGAAGCCACGCCUUAUAUCCGACCCCUCCGCAACCCCAACCUUGCUUCUGAGGAUCUCCGUGCCUUGGAGAAGCUCCCGCAUUAUAUCGCCAAGUCCCUGACGGUCUAUUGGAAUGUGUGGGUCAACGUGGCCAUGGCUCGGGUUGCCGUCUAUGCCAGCAUUGCCGUGUUUAUCUACUCGAGCAAGGGCUCGUUCGUGGCCUCCACUUAUACCUCUGCGGCGACCGCGGCCAGUUUUGAUCGAUUGAAGAACCGUGCGGUCUUUACUUUUGGGUUCCUGGAGAUGAUGGUGUGGUUCUGGAUCUUCGUUACUCUCCGCCAGGAGCGACAAGAGCGAAUGACCAAGCUGCUUGAAGACGCUGCGGAAAGCUAA
Molecule: messenger RNA, 630 nt
Organism: Penicillium verhagenii
Lineage: Eukaryota; Fungi; Ascomycota; Eurotiomycetes; Eurotiales; Aspergillaceae
Exons: 3
Coding region: 1-630 (209 amino acids)
Source: RefSeq, a predicted model, not a curated record